UGGGUAGCACUGUUUAAAAAGCAAACCAAAAAUAAUCUUUACUGGUGCGCAGUUGUUGUUUCUUUAGACGUGUCAAUUGUUUGUCUAAUAUUGCGCCAGCCAACGACGCCAAAACACACAUGCGCAUUCCAGCGGACAAAGGAGAAUAGAAACCACCACCACCACCCACGAAAAUCGCAAUAGCAAUAACCCAGCGACGCGGAGUAGGGGGUGGUCUCCAGUUUUCCAGGGAGAAAACAAGAAUCUAAGAAUCCGAGAGAGAAUACGAAGACGACACUCCAGCUCGGUAUUUGAGCCAUCGACAUUCCGCUGCUCCGUCAGUUUUCAGAGGACCUUCGAAGUGGGCAGUAGAGAAUCCAGUCUCCUGGCAACAAACAAAAAUCCAAAAAAAAAAAGAUAAAAACCCCAGUUGGCAGAGAAAAGCUCAAGUGGUAAUUGGCUGCGACUCAAAUUACUUAAGUUGUGCAAAUAGCAAACAAAAAAAGCUAAUAGAAAAACCAAAAAGAAAAAAACUCGAGCGUGGCGUGUGUCCAUGUGGAAAAUCGAUCGAAUCGCAGAGUAUUUAUCGUGUAAUUGUGCCCAAUAGCCACGCUAUUUCCCAGUCCGUUUUAUUGAUUUUCCCCACCGCCUCGCCAAAGUUGCAAUAAAACAAAAAACCAUUCUUUUCCCUUCCAUCUCAACAUCUGGCCAACAUCAUCUUGCAGCGUGCAAAUUUCAAAUUCCAAGUUAAAUGCGAGAAUUUACAUAACGCCGAGCGUUGAAAGUGAAACUUCUGUGGUGCGAACGGAACACUGAAAGAAAGGAAAACCCAUUACGGGAUAUUAUAUCUCAGCCUCUGCCCAGUGUAGUACAAGUUUUGGAGCGCAAGGAGCGGGAGAGCAGUGUUCCAUCAGUGAGAGCCGAGAAAGAGAAAGCGAGAAUCGUCAGAGAGCGUUGAACGUGCGCACGUUUUUCUUGGGCAGGACACACCACCACUAAUCCUUGAGAGAAUCAGCAGGAGCUGCAGGAGCAGUAAUAGCAAGCCAACAUGUUUUCGGGCCUAACAAAUCAAUUCACCUCGCUGGUGGGCGCCGUUAAAGGAGGCGCUGGCGACGAGGAUGUACCCGCGCCCACAGGAGAGGCGGCCGCAGCGGCACCAGCAGCCGCUGCCUCCACAUCAUUGGAGGCCACGGCCUCAUCUGCCGUCGAUCCGGAGGCAGCUGCCGCCGCCGGUGGUGAAGGACUCGAGGGCGAGGAAGCUGGCAAAAGACUUCCCAAGUCAUCUUCCCUGGUUGAUUCUUUAGUCACCGAAGCCACCGGAUGGUUGGGCAGUGCCAAGGGUUGGUUGGGAAACGCUUCGAUACCGUCGAUGCCAGCUAUGCCAUCGAUGCCAUCGAUGCCAGCAAUGCCAGCAAUGCCGUCGAUACCAUCGAUUCCGGGACUUCGCAAAGCCGGAGGAGCUGAAGGAGCCGAGGGCGCCGAAGGAGCCGUCGGAGAGGGAGGUGCUGCUGCCAGUGGAGCCGUGAGUGGUGGCGAGGAUGACGACAAGUCGAGGUAUAUUAGCGCCACGGAGGGCGCCGACUCGCAUCCUGCAUCGGGCGGUGGCACACCCACCGGCGACGAGGGUCAAAUCGGACAGGGUAAGGGCGAUGAAGUCAAAAUUACCACAAAAGUAACACAGCAGGCCAAGCACUUUGGGUCCUUCUUGUCAUCGGCCAUCAGCAAGGCUGGCAGCAAAAUCAAGGAAACAGUCAAGGAUAAUACCAUUCUCGACUCGUUCAACAAGGAGCAAGAAGCCUUCAUCAAGGGUCAAGGUGGUGUGGGCAAUGGUGCAGCACCCUGGAUUGGACAUGCCAAUGAGGCCAAGAUCAAGGAGGAGAUUCUGGGCCUGUCACAGGAUCGACGCAACUUUGUACGCGCCCCGCCCGCCGGCGUGGACUUUGAGUUUAGCUACGACACCGCCUAUCCCACGGCCAUAGCCAUUAUGGCCGAGGACAAGGCGCUCGAGACGAUGCGAUUCGAGCUGGUGCCCAAGAUCAUCACUGAGGAGAACUUCUGGCGGAAUUACUUCUACCGCGUCUCACUGAUCAUCCAGGCCGCCGAGUUGGGAACUCUGGGCGCCGAUGGCGUCGGUCAGGCCUCCAGCGGCGAAGAUGCCAAUGAAGUGGCCACUAAAGAGAGCAAAUCGAAGACUGCCGAACCAGCCAAGAGCGAUUCAAGUCUGAAAGCCAUUGCCGAGCAGCCGAAGGCCGUGAUAGAGCCAAAGGUUGGGGAGUCCGAUGAUGUGGCUGCCACCAAGUCGAAGGCUCGUUCUGCCGGCAAAGAGCUGGGCCAGAAGAUCUCUGAAUCGGAAUUCGUUUCGGACGACUUCCAGGCCUCCAGCGAAUCGGACUUGGCUGAGAUCCAAGACGGCAUGCGCAAGUUGGGCAUCGAUAGCAUGACCCAGCAGGCCCUAGCCACGACUGAUGAGGAACAAUGGGAAAAGGAUCUGGAAGCUGAACUCAAGGACUACGAGGUGGUUGACGAAGGUGGCACUGGAGGAGGAGGACACAAAAAAGGCAGGCAGACCAGCAGCGGCGGCGAUGACGACGCGGAGGCGGAUGAGGAUGAACCGACAAUAUCUAACUUGCGCACACGCUCGACUAACAACGAUUGGGAGGAGUACGCCGAUUUAAUUGAGGAUACCGAUGAUUUAAAGUAAUUAAGAGCUUAUAUCGUAGUUUCUUCUAAGUUGGCUCUAAGUUUAUAACUAUCUUUACUUUAUCUUUCUUUUCAUUCCUUUCCAAACUUGUUUCCUCCUUGAUUGAUUACCCUAAUUAUUGUUAUAAAAUAAUUCAAAUACAACAACAAAAUACAAUAUUUGAAACCACAGAACUUUGAAGUGCCUAAAGCGCACGAUGUUGGGCUAUCCAUGAGACGAGGUCCCAGUUCCAGCGCUCUUCUAGUGCCGGUGCUCCACAAUCCCAGACAUAUCCCAGUGGCCUUGCCUUGGGGUGGCCUAUUGGAAAAGUUGGUUAAGAUACUAUAUCCCCUCCCAAUAACCCAUUACUACACACACACAUCCUCUCAAAUAUUGGUCACAAAGCAAAGCGUUUUAUUCAGUUACCUUCCGACAUGAUAUAAGACACUAAAAGCAAAAGAAAACGAUUUAAUUCAACCUUAAAGUUUUAACCUAAAGUAAAAAAAAAAAAGGAAAAGAAUCCCCAGCCAAUCUGGUAUUCAAAUGUAUCUAUUAUAUAUUAUAUUUUAUUUGGUUGACACACCGAGUGGCAGCGGUAGAGAGGAGGAGUAGAGGAGGGAGUCGUCGGUAUUACUUGCCAAUUGUUCAGCACACGAAAUCCGAGAUCUGGCAGUCAGUAUAACCUAUCAAUAAGUACUUAUAUAGACACAAAACUAUGAAUGCAGGCUAAACGAGAAAACUGGCUAAUGCUAUAGAUGAUGCAGAUCAUAUUUCAAUAUAGUGACUAAAAUUGAGUAAACAAAAACAAGCUUCAAAGGGAAAUUUUGUUAUUUAUAUUUAUAAAUAAAUUAUAUAUAAAUAUAUAUACACAUAUAUAUAUAUAUACAGAUAAAUUAAUGCAUUUGAAUUUAAUGUGUAAAAAUUAUUAUAAUAAAAAUAUAGAUAUAAAAUAUGUAAAGAUACGAAACACUCAAAGAAAAACCAUUAAAGUUUAACAAAAUUUGAGUUGAAAAAAAUCCUCAAAAAUGCUCUUUUUUUAGAAACUUGCAAAAUUGAAAUACAAGCGAAAUAAAACCUAGUAAUUCCAUUAAUUGAGAGCAAAAAAAUAACAUUCAAAUGUAUUAUUUCUCCCUCGAUAGUUUAUAGUUUAUAGUGAAAACCAAAACAAACAAAAAUAUAUUAAACAUUGAAUAAAUUAUCAUUAAUUGAUGCUUAAAGAAACACGUUGAAAAAUAAAUAACAAUGCAUAUAAAAUAAAAUACCAAUUGUUUAGCUCAAUUUAAGGCGCGCCAACAAGUUUUCUUUUCCGAACAUUUUUAGUUCGAAUCAAACUUCUUUAGGAUCUUUUCUAAACAACUAACUCUCUCACCUUGCUGUUCCACUAAAACGAGAAAACGAAAACACGAAACUUCCUUGAACGAAACUAAAAACAAAAUGCCAAAACAAUAAUAUUCUGAAAUUGGACUUGAAAGAUCAAGAAACUAAAAACGCAAUUAAUAAAUUACAAAUAACAAAUGAUGAAAAGUAAAUGCAAUUAUAAACAAUAAGCAGUUCAAAACCUUUGAAACAAAUAUAUACACAUAUAUAUAUUUAUAUAUAUUUCACUAGACAAAUUUUUAUGCAUAAACUAAAAACAAAACAAAUUCUAUAUUAUCAAUGUUUUUGCUCUAAAUGUCUAACUAAUUGUUAAUAAAACCAAAAUAAAAUUAUUUUCUGCAGACAAAACGUUAUAUGAGAAAUGCUAUGAAUGUAUAAUUAUUUGUUAGCAGUGACAAAAUAUAUCUAACACACAAAAAAAAAAAAAAACACAAGGAAACAAAAGUAAAAAAGUAAAAGUUAUGACAUUAAACUGUAUAUUGUACAUUUACUUUUAAAAACAAAUGAAAUGUAUUUACACGAAACGGCAUGGAAUAUGAUAAACUAAAGAAAUUUUAAAAUUUAUAUUUACUUUGUGCGUUUUUAAACAUGUUGGCGACACAAUGACAAGCAAAUUAGUGCAUAAACCGAACUAAUAAUAACAAUAAAUAUUAACAAUUAAUGAUAAUGUAAUGAUGUUGACAACAUAUGUAUUUUACAAGGCAGAACAAAACCCAACCCCGAAGAUCCCAAUCCUCACCGAAUCCCCCCCAAAAAGAUAUAUCAAACAAUCCUGCAUUAUCUCUCACAUAGAAACACAUUUUUUAUUGUCUGCAAAACAGUUUAUUAUUAAACCGAACCGAAAGUAAAACAAUUAAAUUAAUGUUUAUGAGCAAAGUUUGUUGAGCAGCAUUCCAUUAAUAUAACAUUGCAAAAUGAAAUAAAAUAUAUGUAUAUGUACUAAUUAAAGUAUAUCACCCCCGAAACGGAAAACCCAAAAAAAAAACAAAAAACAAAGUAUAAUUUAGUUGUUUAAUGAUUGAUACUAUUUAGACCCAAGAGGAUGCCCCCGUAGCACCCUACGGUUGCAAGAAAAUAGUCAGCAAGAGGCAGAGACACUCCUUGAUAUACCAUAUGCCAUAAAACAUUUUCCACUCAAUGUAAAACCAAGCGCAGAACGUGGAGUUUCUCUGACCAGAGAGAGCACCCUGAAAACUAAGCACAGCAAACGGAAAAUAAAUAAAACAUUUUGUGUAAAGUUUGAUGACAGACCGAAGACAACAACAACAGCAUGAACACAUACGAGUAUAUACAUAAUAAAAAUAUAUAUGAGAACAAUUUAACGAGAUUAAAAUCAACUAAAGUAAUAAAGGGAAAGUGUAUAACUAUUAAAACUAACGAAA
Molecule: messenger RNA, 5418 nt
Organism: Drosophila eugracilis
Lineage: Eukaryota; Metazoa; Arthropoda; Insecta; Diptera; Drosophilidae
Gene: Sap47
Product: synapse-associated protein of 47 kDa
Exons: 9
Coding region: 1028-2680 (550 amino acids)
Cellular component (GO): synapse; cytoplasm
Source: RefSeq, a predicted model, not a curated record